UUUAUCAAAUGCCACUUUCGCCGAAAGUUUGUCUCCCUGCUGAGAAAUUCCUCUUUGCUUCUGUACAAUUUCAUCGAAACUUCCUGCCCGGAGGAAGAAGAUCUCAAAUGGGUUCUCAAGUUCUUCAUGAUCUUGAUAUGGGUGUUUGAUUUUCUUGCCUCUGCUCUUCCUCCGUCCUAUAUUCCUCACUCGUUCCUCUCACAUCCUGCAAUUCCUCUAGUUCAGUUUCAGGGUCUUGUCAAAAUGGCUUCUACUUCAUCUUCCAUUGUCGCUUCUAAAACAACCUAUGAUGUGUUCCUUAGUUUUAGAGGUCCUGAUACCCGCAAAAAUAUUACCAGCCAUCUUUAUGCUGGUCUGCUUCGAAAUCAUAUCACAACAUUCAUAGAUGUCAGUCUUGAUAAAGGAGAAGAGAUCUCAGUAAAUCUUCUGAAAACCAUUGAAGAAUCAAAGAUAUCAUUGAUCAUUUUCUCUGAAAAUUAUGCUUCUUCUCGUUGGUGCCUGGAUGAACUCGUUAAGAUAAUGGAGUGUAUGAAAACAAUGGGGCGGAAGGUUUUUUCUGUUUUCUAUGAUGUAGACCCUUCUAAUGUUAGAAAUCAGACAGGGAAUUUUGGAGAUGCAUUUGGAGAAGUUAAAGAACGAUUCAAGGACAGCUUCGACAGGGUGCAGCGGUGGAGCUCUGCUUUGACAGAGGCAGCCAAUCUAUCUGGAUGGGAUUUGAGCAAAUACAGGCAUGAAUCAGAAUUAUGUGAUGCAGUUGUCAAUGAAAUUAAGAAGAAACUGUAUCCUAUGUCCUUCACUGUUUCGUCUCAAUUAGUUGGGAUUGAUUCACAUAUUGCGGAAAUUCUAUCAUUGCUAUGUAUUGAGUCAACAGAUGUUCGUUUUAUUGGAAUUUGGGGAAUGGGUGGUAUAGGAAAGACAACCAUUGCAGAAGCUCUUACUAGUCAAAUAUCUGAUCGAUUUGAUGCUUGCUACUUUUUUAGCAGUGUUAGGGAAAAAUCAUCAAAGCAUGAAUUAGUUCAUCUACAGAAAUCCCUUCUCUCAAAACUUUUAUUGGAUGAGGAUUUGGGCAUACAAAUGCUUCAUGCACUUCCCACUUUUGUUAUAGACAGGCUGAGACGAAAGAAAGUUUUUGUUAUUCUUGAUGAUGUUAAUGAAUCAAUCCAGUUAGAUGCUUUAGCUGGAGAUCAUGAUUGGUUUGGCCCAGGGAGUAGACUGGUUGUUACAAGCAGAGAUAAAGAGGUGCUUAAUUAUAGAUGUGAUAAAAUAUAUGAGGUUAAGGGGCUCAAAUUUAGUGACGCUCUUCAGUUAUUCAGUAUCAAAGCCUUCAAACAAAAGCAUCCCUUAGAGGAUUUUAUGGAGUUGUCAAAAAGAGCAGUAGAUUAUGCAAAAGGUGUUCCAUUAGCUCUUAAAGUCUUGGGUUCCCAUCUGUGCAAGAAGUCUCCAAAAGAAUGUGAGAUUGUAUUGAGAAAACUAAAACAGUAUCCUGAUGGAAACAUUCUAAAAAUCAUGAGAGUGAGCUAUGAUGGACUAGAUCAGAUGGAGAAGGAUAUAUUUCUUGAUAUUGCAUGUUUCUUCAACAGAAAAAGAAAAUGUUGGGUGGAAAACAUACUGGAUGGUUGUGAUUUUCCUUCAAGUUGGGGAUUAAUUCGCUUACAGGAGAAGUGUCUCAUAACUAUUGUAAAUAAUAUGUUAGGGAUGCAUGAUUUAAUACGGGAAAUGGGUCAGUACAUUGCUCGGCAGAGAUGUAGCAGAUUGUGGAACCCUAAGGACAUUUGUCAUAUGUUGGCAACUAACAAGGGGAGGGAAGCAAUUGAAGGCAUAUUUUUGAAUGUGUCUAACAUGGAAAUGAUGCAGUUAAGUCAUGUGGCCUUCUCACAAAUGCAUAACUUAAGAUUGCUCAAACUUUUUAGGCCAAGGAAUUGGCCAGAGAACAAAGCUCUGGGCUCUAUGUUUGAAUCUAGUCAAACAAAUCACCUUUCGCAUCUCUCCAAUAAAUUGAGUUUACUCCAUUGGGAUGAGUACCCUUACAAAUCUUUGCCAUCUAACUUUUCUAUGCAUAAUCUUGUUGAACUUGACAUGGAAGGCAGCAGAAUUGAGCAACUUUGGGAUGGAGACAAGUAUCCUCAAAAAUUAAAACGACUCAAUCUUUCUGAAUCUGUGCACUUGAAGAGACUCCCAAGUCUCUCUCUAGCAACAGAGCUAGAGUGGAUAAUUCUGCAGGGAUGUGAGAGUUUGCUUGAGAUUCCUUCAUCUAUUGAAUGCCUCCAAAAACUCGCUAUUCUCAAUCUGCAUGGUUGCAAGAAGAUAAGGAGUCUUCCAAACCUUACUCAGCUGAGAUCUCUUGUUGAAUUGUGGCUUUCUUAUUGCUCAAAUUUGAAGAUGCUUCCAGAGAUUCCAAUAGGUAUAGAACUGUUGGAUCUGGAAGGAUGUGGAUUGGAGGAGUUGCCCCUAUUCCUGAAGGACCUCAAUAGAUGUCAUUUAGAGAUAAGGAAUUGCAAAAACCUUACAAGUCUCCCAAGAUGUCUUCACAAAUGUGUCUGGAAACUUGAUCUCAGUGGCUGCUCAAAUCUCAAAAAUUUUCCAGAGAUCAUAGGGAAUGUAAAAGAAUUAGUGUUAAGUCAGACUGCAAUAGAGGAAUUGCCCUCAUCAAUCAAAUUUCUUACUUCGCUUGUUGUGUUGAACAUGGAGAAAUGUGAAAGGCUCAAGAGUAUCUCAAGCGGCAUUUGUGAGUUGAAACGCCUUAAAAAGCUUGUUCUUAGUGGGUGCACAAAACUUGUGAAAUUUCCUACUUUAUAUGGUUUGUGCUCUUUACGAGAGCUAUAUCUCCAUGAUACUGCACUUGAAGAAAUUCCUGUCGACAUUUGUGAGUUAAAAUGCAUUGAAAAGCUUGUUCUCUCGGGUUGUGCAAAACUUGAGAAAUUGCCUCCUUUAUACGGUUUGUGCUCUUUAAGGGAGCUAUAUCUUGAUGACACUGCACUUGUCGAACUCCCUACUGACAUUUGUGAGUUAAAAUGCCUUGAAAAACUUGUUCUCAGUGGGUGUGUAAAACUUGAGAAAUUGCCUCCUUUAUACAGUUUGUGCUCUUUAACAAAGCUAUAUCUUGAUGGCACUGCACUUGUUGAAAUCCCUAUUGACAUCUGUGAGUUAAAAUGCCUUGAAGAACUUGUUCUAAGUAGAUGCACAAAACUUGAGAAAUUGCCUCCUCUAUAUGGUUUGUGUUCUUUGAGAAGCCUAUUUCUCAAUGACUCUGCACUUGUAGAAAUCCCCAUUGACAUUUUAUCUUUGUCAUCAUUAAGAACAGUAUGUCUAAAGAAUUGCAAGAGACUCCAAGGUUUGCCGGAGCUUCCAUUCCAACUACAAAAUUUGAAUGCAAUAAAUUGUACAUCACUGGAAACUGCAGUAUCAACCUCGUAUAUUGCACCCAUGGAAGAACACAAAGAUGAGCGCAGAAAUCAUUACAGAUUCAAUUACUGUAAUUGCAUAAAUUUGGAUCAGAAAUCACGUGGCAACAUUUUGGCAGAUGUGCAGCUCAGAAUUGAAGAAAGAGCCAUGGCUAAUACUACUAGGAAUAGAAAAGAAGAUUUCCCUAAUUCUUCUUUUGGUUUACCUGGAAGUGAAAUUCCAGAGUGGUUCACAUAUCAAAACUCUGGAUCUUCAAUAGACGUUCUGCUUCCUCCAUCCUGCUUUAAUUCAAAGUUCUUGGGUCUUGCUUUUUGUGUUGUUCUGCAAUUCAGGGAUACUGUGGUCACCUUAUCGCAUCGUUUAACCUUUACAUGCAAAUGCCAUUUCAGAAACUCUGAAGGUAAAAGAGAGGUUAAUAUAUUUGCUUUUUUAUGGCCUUUAGAGACUGUCCCUGAAUCAGAUCUUUUGUUCCUUUGGGACAAUUGUAAUUCAAGUAGUGAACUAAAUGAUUGGGUCAAAGAAAACUGCUGCAAUGUCAACGAAGCCUCAUUUGAGUUCAAAGUGACAUUGGAUCUUCUCAUGGGUAAAGAAAUUGUUGAAUUAAAGAUGGAAAGGUGUGGAGUUCAACUGUUACAUGCCAAAGAUGAGCCACAACAUGUUGCAGCCAAUCCAGAUUCCCUAGAACAAGUGAUAGAAACCAACAUCAACAACAAGAGAAGCAGGGAAAAUAUCUCCCAAGUUGACCAGAGCAAUAUCAUUACAGCUGGUGCUCCUGUUCAUGAAGAAGAAGAAUCACAUCCUAAAAGAGUAAAGUGAUCAUCCUAAAAAUUAUUGUAAGCCAAUCUCCUUUCUUUAUUUGUUCUUCUAUGAUCUUUUCUCAUGCUUUUAGUAGCUAUUCAUGUUAAUACAU
Manihot esculenta (cassava) is the source of this 4312-nucleotide messenger RNA. Its product is annotated as disease resistance protein RPV1. Gene Ontology annotation, molecular function: ADP binding. Bases 127 to 4218 code for a protein of 1363 amino acids. Lineage: Eukaryota; Viridiplantae; Streptophyta; Magnoliopsida; Malpighiales; Euphorbiaceae. Gene Ontology annotation, biological process: signal transduction; defense response. The transcript is spliced from 5 exons. The record is from RefSeq and is a predicted model, not a curated record.